CCGGCCGCCAGCUGCUCGGUGGCCAUGGGGGCGCGGCUGGGCCGGCGGGCUGGACCCGAGGCGGGCUCCGAGGCCGGGGCGGAGACGGGGUGCGGGCCCGCGCCGUAUGAGCGCCGGGUGCGCUGGCUCCGCGAGAUUCAGUCCACGCUCCGCGAGCGGCGGCCCGAACGCGCCCGGCAGCUGCUGCGCCUCCUGCGCCAGGACCUGGGCCUCGAGGGGAUCCUCCUCCCUGACAUAUUCUACAGGAACGUGGCCUUCCUCAAUCUGGUAGACCCCAUUUCUCAUGACCUGCUCGUGAACCUGGCCCGGGACCUGCAAUGCCCCAAGACGGACUCUGAGUUCUGGAAGUCCUCAGACAAGAUCUGUCGGCAGCUCAUCUACCACCUCACCCCUCACUCCAAGUGGCAGCAAGGGUCCAGACUGUCCCAGAGGAAGACCCCGAGCUGCCUCAAGAGCAGCCUGCAGAAGACUCUGCUGGCAGGGGAGACCGUGACCCUCUCAGGGAUCCCACUGUCGGUGCGGGAUGUGCCACAUAUAACGCGCUACCUGGGCAGCCAGGGCGCCGAGCUCACGGCACUGGACCUGAGCUUCACGGGGCUGAGUGAUGAGCUGCCCCGCCUCUGGACGCUGCCCCGCCUCUCCCAGCUCCUGCUCAACGGCAACCGGCUGACACGGGCUGCUGCCCGUGAGCUCACGGAGGCCGUGAAGGACACCACCAAGUUCCCUGCGCUAGCCUGGGUGGACCUGGGCAACAAUGUAGAUGUGGCCUCCCUGCCCCAGCCCCUGUUGGUUGGCCUGCGCCGGCGGCUGAGCCAGUGCACCUCGCUCCCCACCAUCUAUGAGGGCCUGGACCUCGAGCCUGAGGGCAGUGUGGCCCAUGCCACCACUGCUGCCUCCACUUGGGGCUCCGCGGCUGCCGAGCCAGAGUCUGAGCCCCAGGCCUGCUGUACUAGGUGACCGCCACCCUGGCUCCUGCUACCUGACUGACGAUGCUCCCAAGCACAUAGAAUGGGGUGAUGGAGGCCCCAGAGGUCACCCAGGCCCCCAGACAUCCAGUGCACAUGCUGUGCCUGGGAUUAAAGGAAUGGAAGGAUAACGGGCUCAUCAGAGGCCGGAUGAUUAGUCCCGACUGAGAUCUCAGCCUCCUCGCAGCAGGAGGGGCUCAGCACCCGCUGUGCAGACCCCAUAAUAAAGGGUGAUACCCCCUCUGCCUCAGCCUUUCUGCAUCAUGGACAGUGAGCACCAGCCCUGCUGUUAGGGUGGGGUGAAGGUGUAGGGGGCGGCAAAGACUCAGGGACCUUGCCCACCUGAAAGGGAGGGGCCAAGCUCACAGUGACCUCCCUCCAGGUGCUUCCAGGACAAGACCUGCACAGACCGAGAUGUGGAUGUCAGGUCCGUCUGUGGGCUGUGGAGUUAGAGGAGGCCUCCAGGGACUUGGCCCUCACAUCUGGGCAGGGCUGGGAAGGGGCAAAUUGGGAGCCCAGAGAGGGGCAAAGCUUGGAACGGAGCCCACAGCUAGCUCAUGCCUGAGCCCAGGCUGCUGACCUCCCCCACAAAGGCCCCUUGGGCUGGGCACAAGAGUACUGAUAGGAGGGGAGGUUUGCCUCCGACAGGGCACAGCACUGCCCACUACCCCUAGGACCCACUCCCCAGGCCUCCUGUACUUGGUGAGUGGGCAACUCUGCAGGGUUAGGAGACACAUCAGACCAGAGAUGGAGAGCUGUGUGUUCCCUCUAGGCUCCUGGGGCACACACGCACAGUCCUCCCCUAUAGGGGACCCCAAGACAGCAUGUAGGGGGUGGAGGUGGGCGCAGCCAAAAGCAGGGGUCUCUGGGACCAAGCUGUCCUAAGGCAGCCCAGGAGGUGGCCUGCUCCCAGCAGAGGGCUGUCUCCCUUUCUCCCAAGCACUAUCAGGGCAGGCUCCUGACCAGAAGCCUAACGCCAUGUGCGGAGAGCUGGAGUUCAGCCCAACUAGGUGUCGGGCAGGGCAGAGGCAAAAAAGGAAUUUAGAGAUGUCCAGGGGGAAACUGAGUUCCAGAGUAGGGAAGCCAGUAACCUAAGGCUCCUGUGUAGAGCCAAAAGGUGAGGUCCAGGGGCCAUGGGAUCCUGCCGGAUAGGAGACACCUGGUGGCACAGCAAAGCCUCAUGGGCCAAAGAGGAGGCAGGAGUCCUCCUGGUUCUGUGUACCCCAGCCCACCAGCGCCGACCUUCCCCCACAGUUCUGGCUACAGGGGACUGUGAGUUGGCGUGGACUACAGCACAUCCCCGGUCGGCUGGUUGCACAGCAGCCUCUUGGGCCAGAGGGAGGCGGCCAAGGGAAGGAUGGGAAGGAGUUGGUCCUAGCAUGAGGCAGUGAGGCAGCUCCCCCUUCUAUGGUGCAUGUCCCCCCCCCCGCCCCCCCACUGUCAGGCCGUCUGGUCUUGCACUUUUGCGGGAACCCUGAUCCGGGGUUGGUGAGAAGGGUGUGAAGAGCAUCCUGUCAGCCCAGCGCUGCUCCUGACUCACUGUGUGACCUGGCCAGGCCCACCCCUCUCACGGCCUCGGGUUCUCCUUUCUCCCUGGGGUCCUGGCUCCUCCCAGGCCUCCUUGCCCAGUGGCUGGGGAGCUACAGAAGCAUCUCCCUGUGCCCCGGCCCUAGAACAGGGGGCUGAGGCUCCUCUGAGUGAGGCAAAGCAGGGUGGGAGGUGGAAGGGGCCAGUGGAGAGGGAAAGAAAGGGGAAGCCGAGGCCGGGUAGGCUGAUAAGCCUGUUGUCACAGGCAGCCGUGCGCUCCUGUGACUCCUUGCUGGAGAAAUGUCAGGCUCCCGCCUGCCCUCUGGCCCUCCAGCCUGCCUUGCUUCCUGCCCACCAGUGGCCUGCAUCCAGCCCACUAACCUUGAACGUCACCGCUCGGAGAGGUUCCUUCCAGGAUGGUGAGAGGACCUGAGCCGGGUGUCGCCAGGCGAGCUCUGGGAGAAUCCAGGCGGCGGCAGCUGGCCUCAAUCUCCCCGCCUCUUGGACAGAGGCACUCAAUGCAACAGCCGAGCUGGAGCAUGAAGCAGCUCAAGAGAAGAGGGUUGGCCUUGUUGCCAUGCAGGUGUCCGCAGUCCCUUCACGGGGGCCCUCACACCGGGGCUUCACGACCACUAGGGAGGCUACUCUACAGGCUGGGACACUCCAGGAAGCGGGGCUUGUGACUCACUCAGCCUGCCUGGCGGGCAGAAAGUGCCCGCCAGGCCGGCUCCAGCCCAAGUUCCAGAUGGAGGAGGCAGCAGGUGGGGGCCUCACUCAGGCUGGUCCUCACCCAGUCCCAGACUGGGGGCAGACAGGCCCCAUGAUCCACUGGCGGUGUGGUUCUCGCAAGGCCUGUUCCCUCCUGGGAACUAGGUACACCAAGCCUCCCCUCAUCCUGCUGGAGUGAGGAUGACAUAAGGUUUGGAAAGUGCCUGCUGCGUGGGGGGCACAGACAGGCACUAGUCAGCAUCGGCAGGGCCUCCACCCAGGGCUCUCUGGAUGGGAAUGGCAGGAGCCCAAACCUUUGGGACUAGGCAGGACUGAAGCCAUUUAUUUAUUUAAUGAGCACUUCUGUAGGCUUCUCUGGGCCAGGUACUGUUCCGAUGGCUUUACACUCCUUUAAUUCUCUUUGCAAUUGAAGGAGGUGGGUGCUAUUACCACCUCCAUUUUGUAGGUGAGUGAACUAAAACAGGGAGAGGUUAAGUGACUUGUCCAAGGUCAAAGUCUUGGAACUGAAGGAGCUGGGAUGUGAGCCAGGCAGCUUGGCCUCAGUCUGCAAUGCUAACCCUUUGUGAUGCUGCCUUUUCCACAGCCAUCCCCGGGGGCCCAGGAUUCACUGGAACUCCUGAGCAAGCCCCUUCCCAAGAGGCCACUCAAGGCAGAGACCACCAUGAUGGUGUCCUUGGUGGACGGGAACAGACCUCCAGCAGUGCUGCCCCAGGAGUAAGACCAGGCAGGACCUCCCUGGGCCUCAGUUUCACCGUGUUCAAAAAUGGGUGGGGAGGGGAGCAGUGAGGACCUGGGCUCUGCCCUCUUCCAGGAUUGAAAGGGACUAAUUAGGAGAGGGUUUGGAAGUACUUGUCAGACUGAACAAAGCCUAGCCUUGUACUCAGGGGUGCAGGAUUCAUGCCGACUUCUGGUGGUCUGCUAUAGGUGCCUUCAUCUCUUGCGGCCUCAGCCACUACAGUCCUAAACCUGCUUUGCCAAGAUGUUGAGAUCAUCUCGGGGCCUCAGCCUUCUCAGUCCUAAACCUAUUUUGCCAAGAUGUUGAGAUCAUCUAAAGGAAACAUGUAGAAAAGAUACCUGUGCUCCACUGUGUAUUGAAAUACAUCAAAAUGAACAUACCAAGUGCUACAAGUUUAAAGUGUGCAAUAUGACACAUUUUGACUUGUGUACAUAUCCAUGAAAACACCACUACAAUCGAGACAACAAACAUAUCUCUCACGACCAAACGUUUCCUUGUGUCCCUUGGUAAGGGCUCCCUCCCUCCCCUCACCACCCAUCCCCAGCCACAAGCAACCGUUGAUCUGCUUUCCGUCCCUAGAGAUCAGUUUAUAUUUUCUAGAGUUUUAGAUAUAUGGAAUCAUACAGGUGCACUCUUUUUUUCAUAUGACUUCUGUCACUCAGCAUAAUUAUUUUGAGACCCCCCACAGUGUUGUUGCAUGUUCCAAUAGUUCCUUUUUAUUGUUUACUAUUCGAUUGGAUGGACGCACCACAAUUUAUCCAUUCACCUGUUGAUGGAUAUUUGUUUUGAAUUUUUAGCCUUUACAAAUAAAGCGGCUGUGAAUAUUCGUGUACAAGUUUUUGCAUGAACAUAAAAUUCUUUUUCUCUUGGGUAGUGAUAUCACAAUAGUUUUUCUCUUGUUGUACUAUCUUUGCCUGGUUUGGGUACCAGAGUAAUGCUGGUUUCAAAGAAGGAGUUGAGAAGUAUUCCCCUCUCUUCAAUUUUUCUGGGAAGACUUGGUAUUAUUUGUCCCUUAAAUAUUUGGUAGAAUUCCUCAGUG
Molecule: messenger RNA, 4996 nt
Organism: Rhinolophus ferrumequinum (greater horseshoe bat)
Lineage: Eukaryota; Metazoa; Chordata; Mammalia; Chiroptera; Rhinolophidae
Gene: LRRC75B
Product: leucine rich repeat containing 75B
Exons: 4
Coding region: 25-957 (310 amino acids)
Source: RefSeq, a predicted model, not a curated record